AUGUUUGGCUUCCGUCCUGAGUUCCUUCAAGUAACUUACUUGAUUACGAACCCGCCGAUUCCUGAAGCAUGCCGGGUGGACCCGGGCGCCCAGGGUCGGUUUCGAGUUUCUGCUGCAAAGUGCAGGCCGGACGACAAAGAACCUCAAACGCUCUGCGACACCUUGUUGUUGAACUUGAACUUGGUGCCCUGGAUGGCUCUGCUCCCGAGUCGGGAGACGCAGCGCCAAGCGAAACAGCCCAGAGAGGCACUCUUUUGGGUGACAAUUGUCCCGGACAACCUAGUUCCAUCCACUCCCGUCCUCCAAGUAUUUGACUACGGAGUACUGACUAACUCGUUCCAGGCGAAACAGAGACAACACAAGCUUAUCCCCUCCCUUCUUUUUCGUCUCUCCAUUAUUGAGAUGGUUCGCUUCGCAGAUGGCCUGUAUGGCUCCCGCCAGCUGGGCUCGCCGGUAGGGAAGGCUGACCAGGAGCCAAAAGGAGAUGGGAUAGAGCCAGCCACGAUGCUGGUCAGUGCCAGAGCGAAGGCGAGGGAAAGGAGAGAAGCCGUCGGUUAUCAUUCGGACGGCGAGACCGUGAGAGGAGAGGCUGUUCGAUACCCAUGA
Molecule: messenger RNA, 606 nt
Organism: Colletotrichum lupini
Lineage: Eukaryota; Fungi; Ascomycota; Sordariomycetes; Glomerellales; Glomerellaceae
Exons: 6
Coding region: 1-606 (201 amino acids)
Source: RefSeq, a predicted model, not a curated record